Molecule: messenger RNA, 990 nt
Organism: Cotesia congregata
Lineage: Eukaryota; Metazoa; Arthropoda; Insecta; Hymenoptera; Braconidae
Source: the annotation of a GenBank genome assembly
AUGAUAGCUAUGUCGAGAGAUACUAAAAUAUUUGGACUUGCUAUUCUAGUUUGUCUAGUUUCUAUCGCGAUAGUUAUAUGGAUUUACCAGCCAAUGGUAAAAACAAAUGCCAACAAAUUGACAGUAAAGGAAAUAAAGAAAACAUUACUUUUUGUAGAAUCAAAUCUGAUUUUCAUAAAGUAUCUGAUGAAGAAUUAUUACGAUAAUGAAUAUAAAUUAAAAGAAAAUGAUAUUACAAUUAAAGAUAAAGCUCUAGAUAAUAAAUUUGAAGAUCUAGAUAAGGAAGAUAAACUACGCGAAAUUUGUGUUUUAGGGAUCAAACUAUUGCGCAAUUAUUUACAUGAUUCAAAAAAUAAUAUUGAUUAUCCAAAAGCAAUCAUUAACAUUAUAGAUCAGGUUUUGGAGAAAACUAAAAGUAUAAAUAAAGGUGACUCUCUUGAUACUGACAAAUGGGAACUAUAUAUCGUCGACAUACCCCAUUUAAUGGCCAUGUAUUAUUUAAUUGCCGAAGACGAUAGUUCUAAUACUAACAGGUUAACUCAAUGCUAUGAAUAUAUUACGAAAGUUAUAACCUCUGACAUGGAAUCAACCUGCCCCGGAUCUACAUCUCAGCUUAAUUUUAUAAAAAUUGGUACACCUUAUUUGCUAACGAAUUACAUACGAUCACUUAAAGAUGAGACCUGUGUAAAUUUAUACAAAGAAACUAGAAAAAAUAAGAAUUUAGAGUUAUUGAAUAGGUAUUUAUCGUAUGACACUAGUGAAGAAGUAAGACAAAAAUAUGGCGUCUUGCGGGUAGAUUACGGCAACAACUUGAAAAAUAAACAAGCUGAAUCCUUUAAGUGCACACUCUUGAUGGAUAACGUUAAAUAUAGCGACUUGUACAGUGCUGUUUAUGACUCGCUUGAUGUUCCUGGAAAUAUAUGGAAGUCACUCGAGGCCGCUGCAAAGGCUCAUAGUGAUUUAAUUCAGGCAAGCCGUAUUAAUCCUUAA